Messenger RNA from Hemibagrus wyckioides, 4009 nucleotides. It is a transcript of the gene npdc1b, whose product is annotated as neural proliferation, differentiation and control, 1b. Lineage: Eukaryota; Metazoa; Chordata; Actinopteri; Siluriformes; Bagridae. Gene Ontology annotation, cellular component: membrane. Bases 253 to 1239 code for a protein of 328 amino acids. The record is from RefSeq and is a predicted model, not a curated record. The transcript is spliced from 9 exons.
CCGCGCAGGUGGAAAAAAACAGCAGCAGCAGCACCACCACCAGCAGCAGGAGGAGGAGGAGGAGGAGGAGGGCUGACGAACAACACGAGCUGAGCAUCAUUUGCGGAGAUGCUGAACUGAUCGCACACGUCUGUGGACAUCGAAAGAGCGCGUGUCUCCGUUUUUAUUCCUCCUCCUCGGGACGGAGGGGGGGAUGCUAAAGCCGUUAAAACCCCUAAAGCCUUCAGAGCUCUCUGCGCUACUUCUAGAGGGAUGCCUUCAUCCAGGAGAGGAGAAGAGAGAAGAGUGUGGGCCGCGCUUCUUCUUCUAGCCACCAUCACCAUCAGCACCACUAUGGCAGCAGUGGGUCAGUGCCCCCGUAGCCUGGACUGUGCCCGUGAAGGCCGCCAUUUUUGCCAGCCUGGCUCGUCUCACUGCGGCCCCUGCCUGUCUCCGCUCGUCGAGAACAAGAGAGGGAAGUGUGUGGUCAGGAGACGGAACCACAUCAAAGAAGUGGAUAUGCGUCCUGAGCUAGAUGAAGAGAUCGACUUCCUCUCUUCUAUCAUAACCAAACACAGAGAGUCUGAGAUGAAACACACAGCGCCCUCUCAGGCUGCCCCUCAUCUCAAAGAUGACUCUGCAUGGCCAAGAAGUCACCACAGAGUGGAAUCCUCACCCAGCUAUGACGCGGCACGACAGCCCGUAACACACACUCUCACCACAUCGUCCACUACCACCAGCUCCAGUGCCACCAGCUCCAGUCCCAACACCAUCAAUCCUCUGAUAUCAGCCAUGCAGAGCGCCCCGCUGAUUGUGCCCUACCCAUCUGAGGACCACUCUUAUAUCGUUACAGCAGGAGUGUGUCUUAUGGUGGCUUCAGUGGCGCUGGUUUUGGUUGGAGUGUGCUGGGUGAGGAUGCAGAGAGGAACUCGUCUGGCACAGAAAGUGGACUACCCGGCCUUCGGGGUGAUGAGCCCCCACUCUUACGACAGUGCAGCUUCUGGAGAUAAAAACCUGGCCCAGAGCGCUCAGAUGUACCAUUAUCAGCACCAGAAACAGCAGAUGUUGUCACUUAAACAAAGAGAUGAACCCAAGAUCCCUGAAUCAGCAGCUACCUCGGAUGAGGAGAAUGAGGAUGGAGACUUCACUGUGUACGAAUGCCCUGGACUCGCCCCAACUGGCGAGAUGGAGGUGAAGAACCCUCUAUUUGACGACUCCACCCUUCAUCUUCACCUUGACCUGCAAAAAAGCUACAACUGAACCUGGACUGUCAAUGCGCGAUCACAUUCAAUACACAUCCACAAAUCUUGCACCGAAGUCAAAUACCAUCUGUGAUCCAUCACUUAGACGCCAUGAAGAAGAGGAAGGCAGCUGGGAAAUUGAAAGAGGAGAAGAGGAUUUGGACUGCGUGGAAUCGACUGCACAAGGGUCAACAAGGGCAGCUCUGGUGUUCCUAGUCGCUUUCUGUUUUCAACUUUCCGCUCCCUCCGUUGUUCAGUUAUUGACUGUUACAUUGCGUGUGUAGAAAACUGGAAAUGAGUUAACAUAUCUGCCUAAACAAAUGAUUUGCCUUUAAACAUACACAUGUGUACACUCUCCCUCAUGGAUUGAGCAUUUCCUCGAAUACUCACACCCCGGAGGAACGAUACGCUGGCAUCGAUUUGAAGAAGUUUGUUUUUGUUUGAUUUAUUUAUUUGUAAUGAUUUAUUUAUUUUCGAAAAUCGUAAUGAUGUAUCUCAUAUUUAAAACUUUUGCACAUGAGUUUCUGCUAUCCCUAGCCUUGCUGAAAUUGUCCACGUUCAGAAGUUAGCGGUGUACCAUGGCCUUUACAGUAUAUGCACGCAUCAGUAUAAAACACGUCAGCGCAUGUCAGUUCCUGUUUUCCACACUGCUUUCUUUCAUGGCAAAACGAAGCUUCUAGCAUCCGAUCUCUCACCCGGGAUUUUUAAAAGGAAGCCUUACUUAAGCAGGAAGGCUUUAUACUUUGCACGUUCAUGAUUUUGUCAGUGCCCUCCAAGUGCUUGGUUGGGUUUAUUGGCACCAGCUCUGGGCUCAUAUCAAAGUUUCUUAUAUUCUGUUAUGCAAAAAAAAAAAAAAAAAGCAUAUGAGCAGCUGGUAGUGUUGCUGCUUGGUGGUCCCUGGUUCGAUCCUGAGCUUGGGUUACUUUGUGGAGUUUCAAAUAUUCUCCUUUCCUACCUCCCAAAAACAUUCUAUUAGAUGGAUUGGAUACACUAAAUUACCCUUAGGUGUGAAUGCAUGUACUUUACAGAAUUAAUCCCCGCUUUGCAUCUAGUGUUCCUGGGAUGGACCCCAGAUCCACCAAUAUCCUAACCAAGCACGUGCUGAAGAUGAGUACAUGGUGUAUAUUAAUUGGUUAAAUUAAUUAAAAACAGUCGUGGCUCAAUGAUCAGGACUCUGGACUGCUGAUCAGAAGGUUGUGGGUGCAGAAGAAAAGCGCCAAAAGAUCAGAAUCUUGAUCCAGAGUGUGAACUGCAGGUUCGGCUCCCAAGAAUACCACAACCAUCCAGAGAGACAAACUGGCUGUGACCUCUGUGAUGGAUGGCAUACUCUCUCUCCCCUGUCAAUCACACCAACACUAGCCAAUCAUGGGAAGAGUGCGGCUAGCCCAGACACAGCAUGAACAGGAAGCAAAAAAAAAGAAAAGCAGUGCAAACAAAAAAAAAAAAAAAAAAAAAAAAAGGUGAAAGUUCCCUGAUGAGGACUGGAGAUUCUUCAUGCAUAUGAUCCCAGAGCUCAGGUCCAAUAUCAGGUCACUACUCAGCCAUCGGAUCUGCCUUUUUAUUUGUACAAUAUUGUGAAUACUGUGCAAUGGGAACUGAGCUCGAGCAUAAAAUUACUUGAUGCUUAAAAACAUAUCAAAAAUCGUCAUUGGAUUUCAAGAGCUAGAUUGUAAAAUACAACCGGCUGUCUGCUCACACCACACCUGAUUUUACUGUAUGUACCGACAAGCCACACUAUAUGAUUUAUAGACGUCAUGAUGUUCCUUUCUACCAAAGUAGAGUCAGUGAUGGUAUUUUCUAAAACUCUAGUUGUGGUUUUAAUAUUUUCAUAAUUGUGCACAUAUGAAUAAGCCUAAAUGAUAUAAUGUAGCCUUUGUAUAGUCUGUAUUGGUCUUACUAUGCAUGAGCCGAAGCUAUGGAAUGACAAAAGGGAGUCUGUAUGCAUUUUCAACACUGCUUCAUGACCCUAAGCGUACUUACGUGCCCUGCUGAAAUGUACCAUUUGAGUUUUGGUCCAAACAAAUCGGAGAAAACUGACACAGCAACUGUGAAAACUGGCAAUUAUGUAUUGAAUGUGAGCUGACCGCUGACCGAUCUGUGAUGUGCCCUGUUGUAUAUAACUGCAGCUGUGUAUAGAGAAGACUUGAGGCCUGCCUGCUCAGUUUGCUGUAUUUGUACAAACCCCUGUCAUCUCUGCAGUAGACCUCGCCUUGCGCCUGGCGAUUUGAUGGUGUGCUCGGUUGAAGUAUUCGCUCUUUGCUGCUGGUUCUCAGGAAAACUGCCAACAGUAGCAAGACCUUAGUUAACCCGUAUCUCCUUUCAGCUCGUAAAUAUGCCCCGUGACGGACCUGGAGCGUCCAUCUAUCAAAAUGGCUUCGUCCUGCAGUAGGUUUUCUCAUUUUUAAUCCUGCAGAUAAAAAAAAGAAAACAUGAUCUGCCCCUUCUUUUAAAGAAGCCUUUUUAAACAUGUCCCCUGGAAGUUUCAGUAGAAGCUAUUACACAGUGUUCAGUAAAGGACAGCUCUAAAUAUAAAAAAAUAUUAAAAAUAAAACAAAAACAAAAAAAACCCCGCUUCCCAACAACUACAGCCUACUCUCUGUAAUCAACCGAGUAGGUUGAUAUACAUUAAGGAAAGCUGCAUAAAAUAAAAUCCUUCCCGUACACGUCUCGCUGUGUAUGUUGGUCUUGAAUAUACUGAACUCUUUUUCACCUAAUGAAAUUGUUUAUCAUGCAUGUAAAGAUAGGAUAUUAUAUAAAGAGGAAUAAAUAAAUAUUUAUAUUAUAUCAAA